UGAUUGUUUGUGUUGUCUCUGAUUGCUACAUUUCAUCCGAUUUCAUCAUUCUCUACUCCACUCCGGUUCUUCAGAAUCAGGGCCCCGAUUCUCUAAUCCAUCACGUGACCUGGCCAUACCGACCUCCUAUUUCAUUGCUUGGAGGCUAAGGAAGAAGAAGAGCUUCGCUUGUGUGUGCUACCAGUUGCGCCAGGCCGCCGACAGAUGGCGCUACCGUCGAGCGCUGCAAGCGUGUUGAAAAUCGCAUCACUGAGUGGCUUGCGCAGAUUGCCACAAGUAUCUUCUGCAUUUUCCUGGCAAAGACAAUACUUUGGCACAAUAACAGAAGAGAAGAAAUCAGAUGCACCUCCUAUAUUAGAAGCUACAGAGAAUGAAAAGAAACUUAAAACUGAACUCGAACUUAUCAACAAAGAAAUUUCUGAACUCAAGGAGUCUAAAGACACAUUGGAAGAUAAAUAUAAGAGAGCAUUAGCAGAAGGAGAAAAUAUCAGAGUUAGGCUCACCAAGCAGAUUAAUGAUGCCAAGGUUUUUGGUAUUCAAGGCUUCUGUAAGGAUCUUUUGGAUGUAGCUGACAUAUUAGGAAAAGCUACUGAAAGUGUACCAAAGGAUGAGAUAACAGAGCAAAAUCCACAUUUAAAAAGUUUAUAUGAAGGCUUAGUUAUGACAGAAGCUCAGUUACAUAAAGUUUUCAAGAAACACGGUCUAAUUUCACUGAAUCCAGUAAAUGAAAAAUUCGAUCCUAAUGAACACGAAGCAUUAUUUCAACAAGAAGUUGAGGGCAAGGACCCUGGCACAAUUGUAGUUGUAUCGAAAGUAGGAUACAAAUUGCACGAAAGAAUAGUGAGACCGGCAUUAGUAGGUGUUGCUAAAGGAUAACUGUUGUAAAAAGAGGUAGAACACCUAUUUUAUGAUAAAUUGUUAAAUAUAAAGUUUAUAUAAAAUAUUAUGUACGUU
Cyphomyrmex costatus is the source of this 954-nucleotide messenger RNA. It is a transcript of the gene Roe1, whose product is annotated as grpE protein homolog, mitochondrial Roe1. Gene Ontology annotation, biological process: protein folding; protein import into mitochondrial matrix. The transcript is spliced from 5 exons. The record is from RefSeq and is a predicted model, not a curated record. Lineage: Eukaryota; Metazoa; Arthropoda; Insecta; Hymenoptera; Formicidae. The coding region runs from base 205 to 876 and encodes 223 amino acids. Gene Ontology annotation, molecular function: protein-folding chaperone binding; protein homodimerization activity; adenyl-nucleotide exchange factor activity. Gene Ontology annotation, cellular component: PAM complex, Tim23 associated import motor.